Anoplophora glabripennis (Asian longhorned beetle) is the source of this 573-nucleotide messenger RNA. It is a transcript of the gene Phf5a, whose product is annotated as PHD finger-like domain-containing protein 5A. The transcript is spliced from 2 exons. Lineage: Eukaryota; Metazoa; Arthropoda; Insecta; Coleoptera; Cerambycidae. The coding region runs from base 201 to 533 and encodes 110 amino acids. Gene Ontology annotation, cellular component: U2 snRNP; U12-type spliceosomal complex; catalytic step 2 spliceosome. Gene Ontology annotation, biological process: mRNA splicing, via spliceosome. The record is from RefSeq and is a predicted model, not a curated record.
GGUUAGCAUCAUUUAAAAUUCUAACCUAAAAUUGAAUAUUUUAAUUUUACGAAGAGUAUCCAGUAUUGAGUAUUGGUUAUAGUUUAGAAUUGGAUAUUCAUUACAAGAUUCAGUAAUCACCUUUUGGCUUUAGUAUAUUAAAAUACAUAAUUUAACAAUCAAUAGUGAGGGCUCCAGAUUAUUUUAAAGUAUUUUAGAUAAUGGCCAAGCAUCACCCUGAUUUGAUAUUUUGCCGAAAACAACCUGGUGUGGCAAUUGGCAGGCUAUGUGAAAAAUGUGAUGGUAAAUGUGUAAUAUGUGAUUCGUAUGUCAGACCUUGUACCCUGGUAAGGAUAUGUGAUGAAUGUAAUUAUGGAUCAUAUCAAGGGAGAUGUGUAAUAUGUGGAGGUCCAGGUGUAUCUGAUGCUUAUUAUUGUAAAGAAUGUACAAUUCAAGAAAAAGAUAGAGAUGGCUGUCCAAAAAUUGUUAAUUUGGGUAGUUCCAAGACAGAUCUGUUCUACGAAAGGAAAAAAUAUGGUUUCAAAAGACGAUAGUUGUACAAAAUAUAAUACAAUAUAACUUUCAUAACUAAAA